Molecule: messenger RNA, 1669 nt
Organism: Punica granatum (pomegranate)
Lineage: Eukaryota; Viridiplantae; Streptophyta; Magnoliopsida; Myrtales; Lythraceae
Source: RefSeq, a predicted model, not a curated record
GCCGACACACACAAUCAUAUAAACAAAUACCAAUAGCUGAAUUUUCCAUAAGGGAAGCUGCCAUUAGAACUUUCCCUACAAGAACCUGCCCUCAAGAUAUCUGUCUUCCCCAUACCAAAUUCAUCCACCCAGAACAGUACCUCAAUGCGAAACCAUAGCAUGGCCAUACCGGCGAUUAACGAAGAAGAAGAAGAACAAAGGAGCAGCCUGUAUGCCUGGCAACUGGCAAGCUCGUCUGUUCUUCCGAUGGUCCUGAAAGCAGCUGUGGAGCUCGGGGUGCUCGAGGUUAUAGCCGCAGCAGGCCCCGGCAGUAUGCUCUCCGCUUCUCAGAUCUCGUCCGAGCUCAAGAGCACAAACCCGAGAGCAGCUUAUGUUCUCGAUCAGAUGUUGUGCCUCCUUGCAGCUCACUCUGUCCUCACUUGCUCCGUUUCUCCCUCCGAGUGCAGUACCCGUGCUGGACAGAGCCAGACCUCUGAGAGGCUAUAUGGGUUAUCCCCCGUGUCCAAGUGCUUCAUCAGGGACCAGGAAGGGGGAUCACUGUCUCCUUUGUUACACUUGAUUCAGGACAGGACCAUGUUAGAUAUGUGGUUUCAUUUGAAAGAUGCGGUUCUGCAAGGCGGACUGCCCUUCGAAAGGGCAUCUGGGACAAGUGCGGCAUCGUACAUGGGAAGGGAUCCGAGGCUGUCCGAGAUUUUUAGGGGCUCGAUGAAGGACUUCAACAAGUUGUUUGUGAUAAAGAUGGUGGAAACCUACAACGGGUUUGAAGGCCUAAGCACUUUGGUAGAUGUAGGAGGUGGAGAUGGUUCCAUCCUCAACACGAUCAUCUCCAAGUACCCUUCCAUUAAGGGCAUCAACUUUGACUUGACUUCAACCAUAGAGAGGUCACCCACUUAUCAAGGGAUCGAGAAUGUUGCUGGAGAUAUGUUUCAGAGCAUUCCGAAAGGUGAUGCCAUCUUCAUGAAGUGGAUGCUCCAUAACUGGAGCGACGAAGACUGUGUGAAGAUACUCAAGAACUGCUACGUCGCCCUGCCCGUGAAUGGGAAAGUGAUUGUGGUUGAACUGGUAAUUCCAGAAGUGCCGGAUCCUGGCUCCGCUUCUCGGAGCCUGUUCCAGAUGCAUAUGUUCAUGAUGAACCUGAAUCCGGGGGGAAAGGAGAGGACGGAGAAAGAGUUUGACAUACUGGCAAAGGAAGCUGGGUUUUCAGGGGUUCGAGUCGUUUCUUGUGCUUACGACUUUUCAUUCGUUGAGAUCUACAAAGACGAGAAAUCAUGUUAAAUGAUGGCUUGUCCCUGUAUCGGCAAGAAUCAGAGUGACAUUCCUGUUCUUUAUCAAAGUCUUCCUUCCUCCUACUUCCCCAUCCGUUGAACAGGUAGGCAAGAUCAAAAUUUCAAGCUCCGUACCUCAGCCUUGAAAUUCAUGAGAUUUACAGAGGCUCGAUGGUACUCCUUGAUGAUAGACAAAGCAAUUGCUCUGUAGCAAUUCUGCUUCUCCAUGUAUCUUCACUUCAUACUCGAACCGCAAAAUAAAAUAUAUAUUGAGAAAUGCAAUAUGAUUAGUCUUGCCCGAUUACAUCGAAGCAAGGAUUUGAGAAGUCCCCAACAAACAUUGUACUCUCAACGGCCCAUCUGCUGAGAAGCUAGAGAACGCUUAUACUAGGAUAAGUUUCAAA